Manis pentadactyla (Chinese pangolin) is the source of this 3044-nucleotide messenger RNA. RefSeq names its product MAX dimerization protein MLX (gene MLX). The record is from RefSeq and is a predicted model, not a curated record. Gene Ontology annotation, molecular function: protein dimerization activity; RNA polymerase II cis-regulatory region sequence-specific DNA binding; DNA-binding transcription factor activity, RNA polymerase II-specific. Gene Ontology annotation, biological process: regulation of transcription by RNA polymerase II. Bases 157 to 1017 code for a protein of 286 amino acids. The transcript has 8 exons. NCBI's taxonomy places the organism in Eukaryota, Metazoa, Chordata, Mammalia, Pholidota, Manidae. Gene Ontology annotation, cellular component: nucleus.
GGCUGGGCCGGGCAAUGCGCACGCGCGCACACGGAUGUCUGCGACCGUGUUGGGACAAACCUCUUGAGGGAACGAACCCCUGGGCGACGUCCCUGAGGCUGCCUCUGUCAUCCGGCACAGUAAAUUGAACCCGCUGCGUGUGUCUGCGGGCUGCGCAUGCGCAGCACCCCGCCCUACGCCUCCCGGUCGCGGGUUGGUGGGUUUGGGUCACGCGGGCGCGUCGCCUCUUCCUCGCCGCAGGGGGCCCGACCGCUCCCUGGUUUCCGGUUUGGUGGGUCUGAGAUGACGGAGUCGGGCGCCUCUCCGGAGGACCCCUGGGUCAAGGUGGAGUAUGCCUACAGUGACAACAGCCUGGACCCCGGGCUUUUUGUAGAAAGUACCCGCAAGGGGAGUGUAGUGUCCAGAGCUAAUAGCAUCGGUUCCACCAGUGCCUCUUCCGUCCCUAACACAGAUGACGAGGACAGUGAUUACCACCAGGAGUCCUACAAGGAGUCUUACAAGGACCGGCGGCGGCGAGCACAUACGCAGGCUGAGCAGAAGAGGAGGGACGCUAUCAAGAGAGGCUAUGAUGACCUUCAGACCAUUGUCCCCACCUGCCAACAGCAGGACUUCUCCAUUGGGUCCCAAAAGCUCAGCAAAGCCAUCGUUCUACAGAAGACCAUCGACUACAUCCAGUUUUUGCACAAGGAGAAGAAAAAGCAAGAGGAGGAGGUAUCCACACUGCGCAAGGACGUCAUGGCCCUCAAGAUCAUGAAAGUGAACUAUGAGCAGAUCGUGAAGGCACACCAGGACAAUCCCCAUGAGGGGGAGGACCAGGUCUCGGACCAGGUAAAGUUCAACGUGUUUCAGGGCAUCAUGGACUCCCUGUUCCAGUCUUUCAAUGCCUCCAUUUCCGUGGCCAGCUUCCAGGAGCUGUCGGCUUGUGUCUUCAGCUGGAUUGAGGAGCAUUGUAAGCCACAGACUCUCCGGGAGAUUGUGAUUGGCGUCCUGCACCAAUUGAAGAACCAGCUUUACUGAGUGGCUCUCAGAACCUGCAGAAGAGCCAGUAAGAGGCCUUGAGUCUCCUACUUGGCCACCGAACACCAAGCUUGUGAGACUGUGACACUGUAUACCAGUGUCUGGCUCCCCCUACCAUCCUCAGUGGGGCAGGGGUGUUUGUUUUGUGAAAGCUUUAAUUUAUUAUAUUGACCACAGAACUCGACCCUACCCAGUCUUCCCCUCUCCCCGUAGAAGACCUCGAGUCUGCUCCAGGUACCCCAAAGAGCUCCUGGCCGCUUCCCUUUUUCUAAACCUGAUUUCUGUUCACUAGCUACAUAUAUUUGGAAACUACCCUUUGCCUCUAUUUUGCUCCUGGGCAACAUUUGGCCCAAGUUUGGUCAUCCUAGCAGUUGGAGGGGAAAAAAGGAGUAAGAGGAAAUACUCUUACAGCCACUAAGGACAAAGGCAAGGCCAGGGCUGCCUGGUGAGUCAAGGUGAGGCCAGGGCUGCCAGGUUCCAGCCCUCACCUCUAUCACCUCUCCUUCCUCCCCUGCUCUGAACAGUAGAGGGAAGCAGCCUCCCUACCUAGUCCUGCCUUUUGUCCCCACACGCAGGAGCACUGCACAGUGAAGUCAAGUGUGACACAGCACUACAUAAUGGAAGUUUUUUAUUUUCUAAACACCAGCAAUGCACUUUUGCUAACAUUACAAUUUUGAAAAAUUAACAGGGCUUCAAAGUGCAGCCUUUCUGUUAAGUGUAUCUGGGUCUUGGCCAUCUCUUAGUACUGCCUUUCUCCCAAGACUUGGAGAUAGGACAAAGACAUAAAGAAGAGAAUCUAAAGGCCUCCUGGGGUACAAAGCCAGGGAGAGUACUGGGUGAGGCCUUGGGGUCCUUGAAUGCUGUGUAUAGUGGCCUUUCUCUACCCCUGUCCUCAAGCUCCCUUCUGUCUACCUCAGGUUUGAUAUCUGGGAGGUUUGAUUAUCCACAGGAAAUUAUUUUUAUAUCAAAUUAUGUUACAAUAAAUACUGCCAAAUGCUGUCCUUUGGCAUGUUCCAAGUCUAAGGGUUAAACUCAAGCAACUGGAAUAUGGACAAUGAAAAUGAAUGUGACCAUCCACUCUAGGCCAUCAGCACUCCCUCCCUCCACCUAAUACUCUGGUUUAUGCCCCUCUCCUAGCUGCUCUGCUCAAAGGUGGCAAGCAGCAGGAGCCACAAAAAAAGCUGACCACCCAAGGCAGCCAGUCCAGGACAUCUCUUCCCAUUCCCCAGUCCUGCCUCUCAGGGGUCUGGGAGCUUGACAUUGUUAUCUUCAUCUGUCUCUAUCCCAACUUCCUCCUGUGGGGCAGGAAGACAAGUGAAAGAGACCUCCCUGGACGAUGACCCCAGGGGAACAAGAAAAGGAGAGAACCACUUACGAAGAACUGCUUCUUGCUCUUGGGGUAUCCUUCAAGGAUUGCAUCAGACAGCUCUGUUGCCUGACAAAAAACCAAACCAUACCUUUCAGAUGGGCAGGACUCAGCGCUGCCUAAUGGAUCCAGGAUACUGAGCAGCAGUUUCCUGGUGGCUGCCAUUUCCCAGACCUGCCUCUGAGCUCCUACUUACCAUCCUCUUCCGCUUCCUCCACUCCUUGCAGUACUUCUGCCUCUCUCUGUACACCUAGACAGGGAAAUGGGUUCCUCUAACCCCUGAGCCCCGCAGCAGCUGCUGGGGGGUCACCCCUCACCUUCCCCCUGGACCUGCACAGGCAGCCUGUCCUCCCGGCUCACCUGCUCUUUCUCUUCUGGGGUCACGUGGUUGGUGGCUGCUUGGAUGUUCUGCAGUCUCUCUGUGUAGCCAGCGCACUCCUCCUUUAACUCCUGGAUCUCUUUCUGCAUCUCCAGUGUGGUCAGGGCACUAGUUAACUCCUUGAACUCUGAAACCACAUCUCCCUGAAGUCACAUGCUACCCCAAGGAAAGGGUUCUGGAUUUCCCAGUGGGCACUCCCUGAGUGGGUCCAGAAUGGGUCCUGAAUGGGUCUCAUAUUCUGGAAAUGCUCAGGAGAGAUUAAAGCUUACAGAAUUACCAGUU